UCUUUGUUUUGCGAAGAAGAUUAUCGUCCCUAAGAUCAAACGAAUCUCAAGACGUGUUUCAAACUAAUCCAAAAGCAAAGAAUCAACAUCGAUAUAAACAACUAAUUAAAACAUUCAGAAUAAUUUUGCGACUUUCCAUGCGUGGACGAUUAGAAUGUCAUAACAGCUGGUGAUGCAAUCCUUUUCUUCAAAAAGACAAAACACUUUUCAAAGUGACUUUAAAAAUUACCAGCUUGACAUUCAGAGAUUUAUGUUGAUCAAAAUUCCAAAGAGUCAACGGCGUAUUUACCUACGAUAUGGAUUGUUGUCGCGCAAUCCAUACUUCCAGCGUCCGUUAGCAGUGUUUGACGGUCGAUUUAUUUUGAAUUAUGGUAAUCACCAUCACAUCUGGCGGGUUUAAACUUUGAAAAAGUGCAACUGGCGUUUCGAGGGUGUGUGGAUUCAUGACUACGAUCAGACCGUUUGUCUUAACAUUAAUUACCGAACUUUCAUCAUGAACACAGCCAGGAACCGCUAAAUAAGGCGAUAUAUUAAACAGAAAAAGGUCUGUUUUGCUUCAUGAUAAAUUCUCGUGAUCUUCUAUGGAUUUGGCGCCAUAAUCUCUCGAUUUCUUCUUUUGAAACGUCAAUUCAAACGACGACUCCACAAUGAUCUGCUCAUUCAAAUCAGCAUUGCUAUUCGGUCUUCUACUCACACAAGCCCUGGCACAAUCCACUCCUAAGAAAUCAAAAGCUUCAAAAAAAGGAGGACUCGGAGUUCCUUUAUCUGCGAUCAUUCUCCUCUCUGUUCUUGGCGGAUGUCUGAUAAUCUUCGGAAUUGUAUACAAAUUCAUCAACUUUGAUUCAUGCUGCUCCGGCGGAACAAAAGACAAAGACAAGGAUAAAACAAUUGACAAAAGUCACUAUGCAGAGCUGGGUCAAGCCGAGUCCCCACCAAGUUCCCGGCUCCAGGAGAGACUUCGAAGUCACUCCCAGCCACGAUCCGAAGUAAACCAAGCGCUAGACGACACUGAUUAUAUCGCACGCGCUCAAGGCCGACCCAAGGCGAAGAGUGUCACGUCGUUACACAGAGGACAAAUUCAUCAACAACCACGAAGGCCCUCCGCAAUUCCUGUGAUACGUCCCAAAACACCUCCUACAGCAUCCCCUAGACGGGACACUCUUUCGCUCGCAGCCCUCGAGAGUAUAAGCGGUCGAGUGAGGAGCGAAAGUGAUCUCAGUCUAGGAGCAAGCGCGUCACAGUAUCGCGACCAGUACAGUAGCUGGGGUGACAGCCUAACGAAAAUGGGGCCACCAAGAAAGCCAAUGUCCCCCCUUGUUUCAGGUGCACAAGGACGUCGAGCAGCGGGUCAACGUGCCAUGUCAGCCUACGGGGAUAUCAUUUCUCUACGACCUCCAAACGUAAGCAGCAAUAUAUUUGGUCGACUUCAAGUGUCGGUUGCGUAUGCGCCAACAGCGCAAAGGCUCGAGAUCGAAGUGAUACGAGUUGAACAACUUCAUCAAAUUGUAUUCCAAAUGGGUCUCGCUACCGAGAUUGCAGUCCACAUAGCACUGCUGCCUUCGAGACGCGCGAGAUUUAAGACAAAAUCGAAACCAAUUCAUAAUCCUAGCUUUCAAGAAAGAUGGGUUGUUAAGAACGUGUCUAAACAAGAGUUACAAGAAAUGAGGUUACGAUUUCGAGCGUACAGUAGUGAGUUCAUUGGGAAAGGAAAACUAUUUGGCGAAGCGGUCGAGGACGCUAUGUCUUUUGAGCUAGAGGAUAUAGSAGCGACGACAUGGUUAAACAUAGUCCCAACCAACGAGAUGAAAAAAGCCAUCAUCGAUUCGAAAUGAUGCAGUGAGUCCAGUCUUUUCGUCCGAAUUUAACCUAUGGUGGAAUGGGAAUAAAUCAAAAUGGACUUUAUGGAUUAUUAAUCAUUGAUUAUUGGGAUAUCGAUAACCUACGCAUAUGUCAUUAUUUUAAGACAAUUUCAGUUAAUGGAAAAAUUCAAGAAACAAGAUUUUAUUUUUCAAAAUUUUAAGAUUUUAUUUUUGAAAGAAAUCAUAAAAGGUGUAAAAAAUCACCGCGCGAGGGAAUGAAAAAAAAGAAAAAUUAAUUCAAUUUGACUACAGAGUACAACGAACAUUCAAUUAAAUAAUGGCAUAUCUCAAGAGAUACGAAUUAUCUUGGAGUCGUUUUAAAAACGUGCGAGAUAACGGAAAACAAUUGUGAUAAAACAAAAAGCAAUCAUGGACGGAUUCAUGAAGUCGAAGCAAAAAGCGAUAAUGAAAUCUCAUCAGACAACGCUAUCAUGUUGAUAAAUUGUAGAAGGGUAUCCAAUGGAAGUAUAUUUUAUAGGUUUAUCAAGUAUUUAAUGCAUGCACAAAUGAUAAAGUAGAAUAUUAGAUAUUUAAUAUGGAAAUUCUCUUUCCAGUAAGCUAUCGGUGAGUUUUCGUAGCGUUCUUCAAAAGUCUUCUUCACGGUCCCCGCGCCAUUUUGAAAGGUAGCCGUGCCUUUACAUAGAAAAGAAAUAACCGUUUA
Molecule: messenger RNA, 2520 nt
Organism: Exaiptasia diaphana
Lineage: Eukaryota; Metazoa; Cnidaria; Anthozoa; Actiniaria; Aiptasiidae
Exons: 2
Coding region: 648-1832 (394 amino acids)
Source: RefSeq, a predicted model, not a curated record